Nicotiana attenuata is the source of this 648-nucleotide messenger RNA. RefSeq lists its product as uncharacterized. Bases 1 to 648 code for a protein of 215 amino acids. Lineage: Eukaryota; Viridiplantae; Streptophyta; Magnoliopsida; Solanales; Solanaceae. The transcript is spliced from 3 exons. The record is from RefSeq and is a predicted model, not a curated record.
AUGGCAUUUCAAGAAAGUGUGCUUCCUUUAUUAAAGAACAACGAGCCAGGAUUUACAUUCUACGUCGAUGUGCCACCAUACUUCUCUGCUGCUAUUCCUCUUCAUUCGCAUGCUUCGUCUGUUACUGUGUUCAACGAAUUGAACUUCUCUGAAUGGCACGAACAAGUCCAGUUCCACUUAAGUGUGAUGGAUCUUGACUUGGCUCUGCUGAAUGAUAAGCCUAAUUCCAUUACUGAGUCGAGCAGUGCGGAUGAGAAGUCUUACAUAAAGCAUGGGAACGCUCAACAGGCUGAGCCUUAUACAAAAAGUGCCAGGGAAUACCUGAAGUUUGUGGAAGAACGUUUUCCUUCUGUAGAUAAGUCUCUCGCUGGUACACUAAUGGCUGAACUCACGACCAUGAAGUUUGAUAGGUCGCGUAGUAUGCAAAAUCAUAUCAUCGAGAUGACUAACAUUGCAGUAAAACUUCAGACCUUGGGGAUGAAAGUUGAUGACUCCUUCUUGGUUCAGUUAAUUCUGAACUCGUUGCCUCCUGAGUAUGGACCUUUUCAAAUUAACUAUAACACUAUUAAGGAUAAGUGGAAUGCUAGUGAAUUGUCCAGUAUGCUUACUCAAGAGGAGACAAGACUUAAGAAACAAGGGAGUCAUUAA